AUGUCAACAACCACUUCAGGUCCAGGGCUGCCCGAGAUCGCAGCUCUUCAAAACGACGACUCAAUGUUGACUCGCCGUUUUGGAAAAGAAGUUGUCAACUACUACGCUGGUGGCCGUAUCAACAGAUACUCUUUUCUGCGUGCCGAUACUGGCUUUCUCCGACAUGCCUUCAAUAGCCCUACAGCUAGAUAUCUGGCAGUCCAUGAUCUGAACCCUCUGGUUGUUGACAAGAAGACUCCGGCUUAUCUGACUUUUAAGGAUGUCGAGCCUCUGAUCGGACCAGACCAUUUCGCUCUCACAGAGGAUGAAGCUAUCCAGAGCUUCAACUCUGCUGAGACCAGACCCCUGGUUGUUUUCAUUGGUAUGCUAGAGGAGGGUAACGAGAAGGAUUCAAUCCCUUCUUCCGACCAUGGGGAUAUUCAGGGCCACCCCUAUUUCGCCAUUGACAUCACUCCCAAGGGAACCCAUGCUGAGAAAGCGACUCAGUUCUUGGAGGAACAGGAGAAGAAAGGACUGUCUUUGGACAAGAACCCUCGAGCAAUGAAUCAGUCACCUGAGGCUGCCGCUCUCUACGCCCAAGCUAGAUCAAUCAUUGACUGGAAUACACGAAGUCCCUUCUGCGCCGGCUGCGGACUGCCCAACCUUUCAGUUCACGCUGGUUACAAGCGCGUCUGCCCUCCCGCCGAUAAGAAAGGCGGAGCUACCAGUGAACCCCGAGGUGACUGUCCCACCCGUCACGGUGUCUCAAACAUCUGUUUCCCUAGAACGGAUCCCACGAUGAUUGCCGCUGUUGUUUCCGCAGACGGAACAAAGAUUCUUCUCGGCCGCCAGAAGCGUUGGCCUCCUCACUGGUACAGCACGCUUGCUGGUUUCCUUGAGCCUGGUGAGUCUAUCGAGGAGUCGGUUCGGCGAGAGGUUUGGGAGGAGAGCGGUGUUCGUGUUGGGCGCGUGGUAAUUCACUCGAGUCAGCCGUGGCCUUAUCCUUCCAGCUUGAUGAUUGGAGCUAUUGCUCAGGCCCUACCUGGUGAUGGCGAGAAGAUAUCUCUGAACGACAAGGAGCUGGAGGUGGCGAAGUGGUUCUCCAUGGACGAAGCCCGCCAGGCUCUUAAGAAUGGAACGAGCAGCCUUGGGGAGCCUGCGCCCGAGGGGUACAAGGAGGGAGAUUUGCGAUUGCCUCCUCCUCAGGCUAUUGCCAAUCGGUUGAUUACUGCUGUUGUUGAAGGAUAUUUGACUGUGGGCCCUAAGAUGUGA
Molecule: messenger RNA, 1251 nt
Organism: Fusarium tjaetaba
Lineage: Eukaryota; Fungi; Ascomycota; Sordariomycetes; Hypocreales; Nectriaceae
Product: NPY1-NADH pyrophosphatase I of the Nudix family of hydrolase has a peroxisomal targetin
Exons: 2
Coding region: 1-1251 (416 amino acids)
Biological process (GO): NAD+ catabolic process; NADP+ catabolic process
Cellular component (GO): cytosol
Molecular function (GO): NADH pyrophosphatase activity
Source: RefSeq, a predicted model, not a curated record